This is a messenger RNA of Scophthalmus maximus (turbot), 2943 nucleotides long. It is a transcript of the gene bhlhe41, whose product is annotated as basic helix-loop-helix family, member e41. The record is from RefSeq and is a predicted model, not a curated record. Gene Ontology annotation, biological process: regulation of transcription by RNA polymerase II; circadian regulation of gene expression; anterior/posterior pattern specification. Gene Ontology annotation, molecular function: DNA-binding transcription factor activity, RNA polymerase II-specific; RNA polymerase II cis-regulatory region sequence-specific DNA binding; protein dimerization activity. Bases 127 to 1419 code for a protein of 430 amino acids. The transcript is spliced from 6 exons. Gene Ontology annotation, cellular component: nucleus. NCBI's taxonomy places the organism in Eukaryota, Metazoa, Chordata, Actinopteri, Pleuronectiformes, Scophthalmidae.
CGGAAGCAGCCGUGCGGAAAAACGAGAAACGUGUUUUCGUACUUCGUGAACAGCGUGUCGGCAAGACGCUCGGGACGCGGAUAGCCAGCAGCAGCAGCAGCAGCAGCAGCAGACGAAGGACAAGUGAUGGAUGAAAGAAUACCGCAUUUACAGGACAGGCAGUUCAUGGAGCACGCAGAUUUCCUGGGGGUGGACUACCCCUCGAUCUACAUGUGCAAAUCCAAAAGAGGAAUAAAACGAGAGGAUGGUGGGAAGGACGCAUACAAGUUGCCACACCGGUUGAUAGAGAAGAAGCGGAGAGACCGAAUCAACGAAUGCAUCGGGCAGCUGAAGGAUUUGCUACCCGAACAUCUGAAGCUGUCGACGCUCGGGCACUUGGAGAAGGCAGUGGUCCUGGAGUUAACGCUGAAGCACUUGAACGCGCUGACUGCCGUCACCGAGCAGCAGCACCAGAAGAUUGUGGCUCUGCAGAACGGGGACCGGUCGAUGAAAUCGUCCAUCCACGCCGAUCUGGACGCGUUCCACUCCGGGUUCCAGGCUUGUGCCAAGGAGGUCCUGCAGUAUCUGAGUCAGUUCGAGAACUGGACGGCGCGAGAGCAGAGGUGCGCGCAGCUCAUCGGCCACCUCCACAAGGUGCUGGCGCAGUUCCAGGCGGGCGCGCAGCCGCCACAGCACCAGCUGGCAGCCGGGGACGCACGGCAGGACGGGCAGCGAGCCGACGGCCAGGCCAACUGUGUGCCGGUCAUCCAGAGGACCCAGGGCGGGGAGCUGAACGAGAACGACACAGACACUGACAGUGGAUACGGGGGCGAGGCCGAGAAGGGCGACGGCAAAGACAAAGAGUGCGCGCGCGAUAAGGCGCAGGGACCCAAGGCGGUGAAGAUCAAGCAAGAGUUUGGAGACGAGCGCGCGGCCAAGAAGCCCAAGAUGACCUGGUCUGGGAGCGGGCUGGGGGCCGCGGACGCCACCAGGCCCCAGGCGCUGAUGAACUCUUUGAUGGGAAUAAGCGGCGUGGGACAGCAGACGCCGAUCUGCAUGCCUUUUUACUUCAUCAACCCCUCAGCCGCGGCGUCCUACAUGCCUUUGUUCGACAAAGGCAACAUUGACAAGUACAUGUACCCGGCGGCGGCGGCGGCGGCCGCGCUCGCCUCCCCGUUCCCCUGGCUGUACCCCGCGCAGGCGGCCGCCGCUGCCGCCGCCGCCGCCGCCGCGUUCCCCGGCUUGUCCGCGCACUUUGGCGCGUCGCCGCCGUGCCACGACGCCCCCUCCCCGGACAGAGACGGCUCUCACGACGCGGAGACGGGCGACGAGCGCGACGAGAGUCUCGCGAGCGACGACGACGGCGAAGGCGAAGGCGACGCGGCCGCGGAGAACAAGCGCUCCCCCCGCGACCACUUCUCCGCUUGUGACGCGAGCUAGUCCGCCCGCGUCGACCGCUCUCUGUGCAUUCUGCUGAGGGAAUGUGUGUGUGUGUGUGUGUGUGUGUGUGUGUGUGUGUAGAAGUUGUCUCGGUCGGAACGGGGGACACUGGCUGUGCCUUUUGCACUCGAGACAGAUGAAACAGUCUGAACGAUUGUCGACGACGAUCGACUCACACGACGGUGUUGUGCUGGAGUUAGGGUUUUUUUUAAUCCUCUUUGAUAAACAAUAUUUUCAAAUGGCAGCAUUGGUGCCAACAUCUUUGAGUACUUGGACAGUGCGCAGUAUCCCAAUCAAGCGAGUCUCUCUCUCUUUUUUCUUUUCAAUGUAUGAAGUUACAACUGACCUCUGCCAAGGUUAUUAGGAGCCUGGCUGACUCUGACUGUAAAUAUUACGAAUACAGUCUGAUUCGUUAACAGAACGCAAAUGGGCACUGAACGGGCCUAUUAGAGAAGUGCUCCUGGAAGUGACCGCUGACAGGACGUCAUCCCAAACUUUGCACGGGAUAGGCUCUGUCCCUCCUGAUCUCUCUCUCUCUCUCACACACACACACACACACACACACACACACACACACACUGUAAAUCCCCUGAAUGAGGCACUUCUGCACAGAGGUGCAGUGGCCUGUACCUCCAGGAUAGAGGAGACCUUUAGAGAUCUUUGAUAUUGAAUGUAGGACGAUCUUUACUCUUUGAGAUGUAAAGUGCACUUUUCUCAGCUUUGAGCCCCCCCCCCCCCCCCCCCAACAGACAGCUUACUUUUUUUCAGAGUCAAUCACUGUAGUUCUCUUUGAACCUUUCUAUUGUAUUGAAUUGUCUUGAAAAUGAAUGUCACUUCAAUUCACAAGAAGGAGCAGAGUUGUACCAGACGCUUUGCCAUGAUUUCAUGAAGUAAAAGGGGCGAUGAAGUAUUUUUUACACAACAUUACUCAUUUCUAAAUCUUUUAAGGAAAAAGUAUUCAAUUCACAAUCGGAUGUGAAAACUCCUCGACGCCCCAUCACACACCAGACGGUCCCUGAUUCUGUGUUGUAUACUAUCGCUACAUAAAACCUCACUUUUAAAAUAUUUGACAAAGGUGGGAAAGAAUCAUGUGGCCAUCAGUUAUGGUUAUUGCUGUUUUGGGAACUUUAUCUUUAUCUUGGCCUAUUUUCUAAGAGAUUAAUUCCUGCAAGUGUAUUGUCGUUCAGCUUUUCCCCCCCGAGGUUUCACACGUGACAGAAUAAACUGAUCAUUUUCAAUGUAUUUUGCAUACAUGACAUUGCUUUUGUAGUUUUCUUCAGAUGUUUUCCCCCAAAUCUGUUGUCAAACUGUUAUCUGAAAUGGCAUGUGCGUCUGUAAAUAGUUUUUUUUUUGUGUGAAUAUACCAUAAAAUAUACAUGUCAAUGUCAAUGUUGUAGAAGUCUAUGGAUUUUUUAAAAAGAUAUAUACCUGAGCAACUGUUGCACAUUUCGUUAACGCUUUACACAUAUGCUGUUCUAAAUUAUUGCUGAUGAGUUGUAAAAUAAACCUCAAAACCAAACUCUA